AUGCGCACAUUUACCCUGGCCAUUGCGGCGACUGCUGCAAUCGCCUCUGCCGCCAAUGUUCCGCCAGAGCUUGCUGUUAUUGGGGAGCCUUCGGAGAUCUUGAGCACAGUGUUUGAACCAUCCUCCGGCCAAAUUGUAACUCUGCAUCCUGGCCAGACGAUGAAUGUGACUGAUACCAAAAACGCGCCUGAGCCUCAACUGGCACACAUGGACCACGUCGUCACUGAAGGUGCGAAGUAUGUAUUUAUGAUGGUCGAUCCGGACAUCAACAUCACCAAUCCCACUUACGUUGGGCUUCACACGGGAGUCGCGAAUUUGAGUCUUUCCAACGAACCUCACAACAGCAACUUCGCCAAGUAUAUUGCGCCCAUGCCUAAUGGCAACUUUCCACACAACUACACAUUGCUUCUCUUCAAGCAGCCUGACAGCUUCAGUAUUCCAUCCCACUUCGACCCCUACUUCGUCUUGAAUCUAAACGACGUCUGGAACCGGGUCAAUUUCCCGCUGCAGCAGUUCAUCUCCCAGACCGGCCUGGGCAAGCCCAUAGCUGCGAACUGGUUCCAGGAGGGAGCAGUCAAUGCGACCAGCACUUCAGUUAAGAAUGGUACGUCAUCCGCUACCAACACUAGUGGUACGCCGACAAGCACAGCCAAUGCUGCUGGGCAAAUCGGGCGUCCUAUCGGUUUUUGCCUUGCUUUGAUGAUGGGACUGGGGGCAGCUUGGGCCAGGAUAUACGCAGACUCACCUCAUCAGUUGUUUUUUCCCCCAUAA
This is a messenger RNA of Penicillium lagena, 771 nucleotides long. RefSeq names its product mitochondrial 54S ribosomal protein mL38. Lineage: Eukaryota; Fungi; Ascomycota; Eurotiomycetes; Eurotiales; Aspergillaceae. Bases 1 to 771 code for a protein of 256 amino acids. The transcript has 2 exons. The record is from RefSeq and is a predicted model, not a curated record.